AUGCAACUUUCUUUCUCUUCUUUAAGUAUUUUGGCUCUUGCCACCACGUCCUUUUGCUUGCCUCAACAAAAUUCUAAAGCAAAAAAUCUUGGUCUUAAUAACUUAGUCAAGCAAGUUCAAGGUCAUACAACUCAAGCAGUAGCACCUGCUCAGAAAACCAACGGAGUUACUUUAUCUGGUGGCGGUAUAGGUGCUGGUAUUGGUGGCGAGAUCUUCCCUGGAAUCGCUAUUGGAGCCGGAGUUGGUGCUGGUGAAGGAGACAUCGAGGCCGAUGGUAUCGAACUCGAAGGUGCUGGUGUCGGUGCAGGAAUUGGUGCUGACAUCGAUGGCCACUUGAUCGGUGUGGGUAUUGGAGCUGGUUUAGGAGGUAUUGUCCUCUAA
Molecule: messenger RNA, 381 nt
Organism: Scheffersomyces stipitis CBS 6054
Lineage: Eukaryota; Fungi; Ascomycota; Pichiomycetes; Serinales; Debaryomycetaceae
Exons: 1
Coding region: 1-381 (126 amino acids)
Source: RefSeq, a predicted model, not a curated record